CUGUAUCAGAGACAUUUCGCAUAUCUUCGAGAGCCCCGAUGGUGAAGUGUAUUGGAAACAUCUCCAGGAAUUUGUGUUGGAGAUUUCGCAUAUAGAUUUCCGCAAACUCGCAUCGGCGAUGCAGAAACGAAAGAAGAUGGGCUAUCCGGUUGGCAAGAUUGAACUAAGUUGCUUGAUCAAGGACAAGGAAAAAAGGCCUGAUGACUGGCUUCACGCAUCACUCCAUGACAUUGGCAACAGGUUUACCAGCCUCGAGGUGCUGGAACUAUAUAUGUCAUCCGACGCGACGUAUGAUCCAUUAGCUCCUGUUGCUGAUCAGCACUUGGUUGACUUGUAGCAGUAGAUAGGUGUGGAGGGACAGAGUGAUAUGGUGACGUCCCAUCCCAUCGAUUACUACCAAGAUCUUGCUUAUGAUUGUAUUCG
This is a messenger RNA of Serpula lacrymans var. lacrymans S7.9, 423 nucleotides long. RefSeq lists its product as uncharacterized. The transcript has a single exon. NCBI's taxonomy places the organism in Eukaryota, Fungi, Basidiomycota, Agaricomycetes, Boletales, Serpulaceae. Bases 119 to 337 code for a protein of 72 amino acids. The record is from RefSeq and is a predicted model, not a curated record.